AUGGUUGUCAUGGAAAUGAACGAGACUUAUUCGGGAAUUGUUUUGAGGUUACGGUAGUUAAACCCCUUAUAAAUUGUCUUUACGUUUGGACGAAAUAAACUGUCCAUACUUAUAUAACCAAGGUGAUUUAUAUCUGGCGGCAAGGUCGGUAUGCCGAUGAAUUUUUACGCCUACUUAACAAAAAUAUUUUUUUCUGGAGCUGACAUUCGCUAUUUUCAACCGACCAAAUUUCAAAAAAAAUCUUGAAUUGACCUUUCUAUGCCUUCCCAGAGUCUUGAAGAAUUAUUUUCGGCCGAAACCGCUGAGAUUUAGCAACUUUUUUUUGCCAAGUAGGCGUAAAAAAUCAUCGGCAUACCGACCUUGCCGCCAGAUAUAAAUCACCUUGGUUAUAUUAAUUUUUUUUCAGAAAUCAGUUUGAUCGACCUUUGGCUUCUACUCAGCUUGUUCAAUUAAAAUUGGCUGACAUGCUGACUGAAAUUACAAUUGGCCUCCAAGCAUGCCUCAGGGUCUCCAGAUUGAAGGAUGAAGGAAGGUAUGGUCUUAUAAUCUUGGCAUAGUCUGAAAUCAAAGUCACGUCAUUACAUAUUUUUCAAAAGAGUUGUGUAAUUCAAUAUUCAAUCGAUAUGGACACAAAAAUGACGAAGACAUCAAAACACCGAGAAUUUAAUAGUACAAAAAUAUUAUAAUUUGGCUGCACGUGAACAUUUUCGCGGAUUUUUGUGUGUGUGUGUGUGAUAUCUUGUAUUGCAUAACUUUAAUUUGUAGGGUUGCGUCAGAACAAAUCUCGCUAAUCAAGAGAAAUUCUUGCGGAAAAUCCCUGGAGAUCGCCAGAAAAGCUCGUGAUAUUCUCGGAGGCAAUGGAAUAGUAGAUGAAUUUAACGUGAUGAGACAUCUGGUCAAUCUGGAAACUGUGAACACAUACGAGGGAACCCAUGAUAUCCAUGCCCUUGUCCUGGGACGCGCAAUCACCGGAUUACAAGCGUUUAAAUAA
This is a messenger RNA of Bursaphelenchus xylophilus (pine wood nematode), 991 nucleotides long. The record is from the annotation of a GenBank genome assembly. Lineage: Eukaryota; Metazoa; Nematoda; Chromadorea; Rhabditida; Aphelenchoididae.